This is a messenger RNA of Leptonychotes weddellii (Weddell seal), 1188 nucleotides long. The record is from RefSeq and is a predicted model, not a curated record. Lineage: Eukaryota; Metazoa; Chordata; Mammalia; Carnivora; Phocidae.
AUGGGGGAGGGAUUGGCAGUGGUAGUGGAAGAACUUCACAUUUGCCACGGCAAACAGAGGCCUCCGGAAGGAUGGGGGCUGACGAAUGAUAACCUCUCUGCACAGGUUGUGGUGCGGGAACUGCUGGCUCAAUACACCAAAGAGCAUAAAGAGAAGCCACUUUUCAGCUGGCUCCGAAACUGCGCUGAAUCUGGGAGUGACAAGCUGAGAACCAGCUUCCUGGCAUUUAACAUGGACACAGUCGAUAAUCUUGCCUUUCUGUUGAAAGCAGUGAAUUUUCGUGAAAGGGUUCUUCAGCGGAGUUUGGUGGCCAGAAUUUAUUAUAAGGUGAUGACCAAGAAAGAGGACUUUUUCAGUGCCUGGAACUCGUGUCUUCAUCAUGUUGCCUCCCUGUCUCUGGCACACAUCCAUAGAGUUACGUUAGAGCAGUUCUGCCUGGCAGUGAGGAGCUGUCCUGACCAAGAGGACCAGUCUUUGUUCAUGAAGUUUUGUGUGUUAUAUGGAACCAAGCUGGUGUUCCAGGAGCGAGCCUGGUAUCUAGAACAUAAAUUUUUGACUCCCAUGGCCAGCACGAGGAUUAGGAGUCAGUUGCUGGAUUUGUGCGACACGGUGAAGGAUGAUGCCCUGAGGGUGAUCUCUGCCUUUAACAUUCCACACACCUCCCUCCACGCACCAAUCGCAGGAAUCACCAAUGCGCAGGCCGCCUGGGCCUUCUACCCAACACCGCUGCAACCCGAGCCCCGAGAAGGGGCGCGCUUUCAGCCGCCCAAGCUGGAAGCCAAGUUAUAGCGGGCGUGGUGCGAAGGGUGGUGGCUCGCUCGCAGCUGCCACGACACUAGCUUCUCUGACGCCUGGAACUGGGGCCAAGGCCGGCCUGGCAUGCGCUGGGCCUCGGCCCUCGGGGAUUUGGGUCGCAGAGCAGGCAGGGUUCUCACCGAGGCUGGCGAGAUGCGCGAUGGGCUGUUUGGAAAGGGAGCCAGGCGGCAGCCCGGAACACAGGGCUUUAUUAUGUAACCCCGCCGGCCGGCAGCAACCUCUCCCAGCUUCCGCGCUGGAUCUCCCUAGACACUGGACUCCCCUGCGAACGCGCCCCACACCCGGGUGCCACCAAAGGUCUCCGGAGGUCAGUGAUGACUCAGAUUUACAGUGAUUUUGGAAAACGCAUUGGCGCUGCGUGAAAAAAAAAAA